CUACCGGGCCGCGUUGGCUUGCACUGCAGCUCCGUGCAGGCCCUUUAUUCUCAAUGAGAGCAAAGACUCAGCAUGGACAGUAUGAAACCUCGACACAGCUGAAACAUUGACCUGGACCUGUCAAGCUUCACAUCCUGGACCGAACCGACUGAGAAAGAAGUCUUUGUUUGUGGUGAUAAAUUAAGAGAGAAGCCAUGGGACCCGGAAUGUGGUGCUUGUUUACUCUCUUUGGUCUGUCCCUCUGGAGCAACAGCAUAGCCUUCACCAACAACCCUAUCCUCUCCCGGACCCGAAGAGCUCCAGAUGCAAGCGGAGAAAAAUCCAGGUGCUCCUACACCUUCCUGGUCCCUGAGCAGAAGAUCACAGGCCCCAUCUGCGCAGCCCGGGGGCCCGUCCCCGACAAAGACCGAGUGACCCGCCUCGACGUGGCGGCGGUGCUUGACCUUCUGUCCAAGCAGAGGCGGGAGAUGGAGACUCUGAAGCUGGUCGUGGACGUGGACGGCAACCUGGUGAACGAGAUGAAGCUGCUGAGGAAGGAGAGCAGGAACAUGAACUCCAGGGUGACGCAGCUCUACAUGCAGCUGCUGCACGAAAUCAUCAGGAAGAGGGACAACUCAUUGGAGCUGGCUCAGUUGGAGACACGCAUCCUUAAUGCCACCGCUGAGUCACUGCGCCUGUCCUCUCGCUACAAGGACCUUGAGGCCAAAUAUGCUGCUCUCUCGGCGAUAGUCAAUAACCAGUCUGUUGUCAUAGGAGCUCUGGAAGAAAGUUGUAUGAAAAUGCACGAUCGCAGACAGGAGCCGCCGCCACUGGGCCCUCCGAUGGUGCAUGUGGUGCCUGAAAAUAUUCCCGUUAACGUGCCACGCUUCACCAAUGAGAUCCGGGGCGACAACAGUGAAGGCUAUGCCCGUGAAAGGGGCUCUCGCUCUGGACCGUCACCGACAAGUAGCACACUGGAAGUCCAGAAACCUCCUCAGUCAAACUUCAGUGCCGAAGGUCCAUUCAGAGACUGUCUGGAGGCUCAGGAAGCCGGCCACAUCACCAGCGGCAUGUACUUGAUCAAACCCGACGAGACCGAUAGGUCCCUGCAGGUGUGGUGUGAGCAGGACAUGGACAACGGAGGCUGGACUGUAAUCCAGAGCCGGAAAGACGGCUCUGUUAACUUCUUCCGGAACUGGGAAAAUUACAAGAGCGGUUUCGGAAACAUAGACGGGGAGUACUGGCUCGGUCUGGAAGGCAUCUACAAGCUGGGACGUCAGGGCGACUACAAGCUACAGGUGGAGUUGGAGGACUGGAUGGGAAAGAAGGUGUACGCUCAGUACAGCAGCUUCCACCUGGAGCCUGAGAGCGAGGGUUACCGCCUGAGGUUGGGCACCUAUCGAGGCAACGCUGGUGACUCCCUCAGCAGCCACAACGGCAAACAGUUCACUACUCUGGAUCGAGACAAGGACGCCUUCUCAGGUAACUGUGCCCAUUUCCACAAAGGAGGUUGGUGGUACAAUGCUUGUGGCCAAGCCAAUCUCAACGGCGUGUGGUACAGCGGAGGCGUCUACAGAAGCAAAUUCCAGGACGGGAUCUUCUGGGCUGACUACGGCGGAGGAUUCUAUUCCAUGAAGUCCGUCCGCCUCAUGAUUCGGCCCAUUGACGCAUGAGACACUUGACUGUGGACUUGAACCUCAUUUUUAAAGUGUGAUGUCAAAUAUCAUCAUUGACAGAAGGGAGGAAUCCCCACCCUUACAGACUGGACUGUUAUGUUCAUAUGUACAUGCAUAUCGCUAUAGUUACACGAAUAGGAAGAUUGGGAGCAUAUUUAUAGUGUUUCUUUAUCCAGUAAUAUCCUCGUAAGAAACAGCGGCCAAUGCAAUGGACAUUUGUUUCUGUUUGUCAGAGCUACAAAUUUCAGGAAAAUGCUGUAUCAUGCAAAACACAAAUGUUCCGAGAUAUAUAUAUAUAUAUAUAUAUAUAUAUAUAUAUAUAUAUA
This is a messenger RNA of Nerophis lumbriciformis (worm pipefish), 1981 nucleotides long. Its product is annotated as angiopoietin-related protein 1-like. The record is from RefSeq and is a predicted model, not a curated record. Lineage: Eukaryota; Metazoa; Chordata; Actinopteri; Syngnathiformes; Syngnathidae. Gene Ontology annotation, biological process: blood coagulation.